GCAGGUACGAGAGCAGUAGCUUCUUUGACCAGUCAACAGACGCGAGCAACAACAUUAAUUGCGGGAAUGAAACAAGAAACUCAACUGAACUUGCUUCAACUGUGCAACAAGUUCUGAGGAAUCUGGAAAUAGCCACACCAAGAAUCCCAGGUUACUUUGCAGCCACCAAAACGACAGUACCUAACAGCAACGGCUCAAACAUUUAUGCCUUUGCUCAAUGUGUUGAGACUCUCACACAAAGCGGUUGCGACAAUUGCUUGAACAUUGCCUUGAGAAAUUUUCAGAUUUGUCUCCCAAACUCAAAUGCUAAGACUUUUGAUUUCGGCUGCUUCAUGAGAUAUUCCACCACUUCCUUCUUUGCUGACAAUCAAACCACUAACAUCAAUCACUUCUUGAAACAAGGAGAUUCAAGCAAGAAGAAGGCCGUUAUUAUUGGUGGAGUCGUUGGAGGAACAUGUUUUAUUUUGAUUAUACUAGCAUUAUUUGCUUUGUAUAUGCGAUCAAAGUCAUCGAAGAUGGUUCCUAAAGGUGAUAUUUUGGGAGCAACUGAGUUAAAAGGCCCUGUUAACUAUAGGUAUAAAGAUCUAAAGUCAGCGACAAAAAAUUUCAGUGAAAAAUAUAAACUAGGAGAACAAGCCUUUGGUGAUUUGUACAAGGGUACUUUGAAAAAUGGAAAGGUAGUUGCUAUCAAGAAAUUGGAUUUAAGCCAAUCCGAACAGAUGGAGAAAGAUUUUGAGAGUGAAGUGAAGUUGAUAAGUAAUAUUCAUCAUCGAAAUAUUGUUCGACUUUUGGGAUGCUGCAAUAAAGGCCAAGAGAGACUUCUUGUUUACGAGUACAUGAAAAACAACAAUGUUGGCCAAUUCUUAUUUGGUGAGAAUAAAGGCUCUCUGAGUUGGAUGCAACGUUAUGCGAUAAUUUUUGGCACUGCAAGAGGUUUGGCAUAUUUACAUGAGGAAUUCCAUGUUUGUGUUAUACAUAGAGAUAUAAAAGCUAGCAACAUCCUAUUGGAUGAUGAUUUUCAACCUAAAAUUGCUGAUUUUGGACUAGCAAGGCUUCUUCCAAGAGACCAAUCUCAUCUUAAUACAAAUUUUGUUGGAACAAUGGGAUAUGUGGCACCUGAGUAUGCAAUGCAUGGACAAUUAUCAGAAAAGGUUGAUACUUAUAGCUAUGGUGUUGUAAUCCUAGAAAUCAUAAGUGGACAAAAAAGUAGUGCAUUGAAGGUUGAUGAUGAAAGUGAAUACCUCCUCCAAAGAGCUUGGAAACUUUAUGAGAGAGGAAUGCAUAUAGCAUUUGUGGACAAAACCUUAGACCCAAACGAGUAUGAUGCGGAAGAAGUAACGAAAAUAAUAGAAAUUGGGCUACUUUGCACGCAAGCAUCUCCUGCAGCAAGGCCAAGAAUGUCUGAAGUUGUUAGAAUGCUCAAAAGAAAGAGCUUAAUGGAGCACAACCAGCCAACUAUGCCUGUCUAUGUUGAUCCUACUUCUUGGCCCAAAAGAGACACUUCUGUCACUCACAGUUCGUCUUCAUCAAAUGCUGUUCUCUCUACUUCCAUUUUAUCAGGAAGGUGAUUUGCUUCACACGCAUGAUCAUACAAUUAGCAACGGAAAAGUAAAUAAAGUGUUCU
Messenger RNA from Neltuma alba, 1624 nucleotides. Its product is annotated as cold-responsive protein kinase 1-like. Gene Ontology annotation, molecular function: protein kinase activity; ATP binding. Bases 333 to 1568 code for a protein of 411 amino acids. The record is from RefSeq and is a predicted model, not a curated record. Gene Ontology annotation, biological process: protein phosphorylation. The transcript has 7 exons. NCBI's taxonomy places the organism in Eukaryota, Viridiplantae, Streptophyta, Magnoliopsida, Fabales, Fabaceae.